AUGAAAUCACUUUACUCGCAACUUAAUUCUCUUCUCAUCCCACCGGAGAAUUCCUCAAAGAAGCUAGUGUCAGUACCGGAUCAACUUCACGAAGCUACAGAAUAUAUCGAAAAUCUGCAGACAAUAGUUGAGAGGAUGAAACAAAAAAAACAAAGUUUAUUGGUAAGGCCAUCAACCAUAAACAUCAACAAUAAUGUCAAACGACCACCUGAAGCUGAUUUGAUACCACCUAUAAUCGAGAUUAACAUUUUUGGGUAUGCUUUAAAAGUCUUAGUAAUAGCAAGUCGGAUUUAUAAUCAGCAAUCCUUGUUUUAUGAGAUUAUUCGAGUUCUUCAAGAAGAAGAAAGAGCUGAAAUUGUUAAUGCUAAUUUUUCUAUCAUCGACAAUGUAGGAAUGCAUACUAUACAUUCACAAGUUGGUGAUUCUGAACUCGGCUUUGGAGUGGAAAGAGUGAGAAGAAGAUUAACAAAGCUUGUGCAUGAAUUUGUUAUAGUUUAA
This is a messenger RNA of Papaver somniferum (opium poppy), 498 nucleotides long. RefSeq names its product transcription factor bHLH162-like. NCBI's taxonomy places the organism in Eukaryota, Viridiplantae, Streptophyta, Magnoliopsida, Ranunculales, Papaveraceae. The transcript has 3 exons. The record is from RefSeq and is a predicted model, not a curated record. Gene Ontology annotation, molecular function: DNA-binding transcription factor activity, RNA polymerase II-specific; RNA polymerase II transcription regulatory region sequence-specific DNA binding. Gene Ontology annotation, biological process: regulation of transcription by RNA polymerase II. The coding region runs from base 1 to 498 and encodes 165 amino acids. Gene Ontology annotation, cellular component: RNA polymerase II transcription regulator complex.